Messenger RNA from Notothenia coriiceps (black rockcod), 2006 nucleotides. It is a transcript of the gene pdf, whose product is annotated as peptide deformylase, mitochondrial. Gene Ontology annotation, cellular component: mitochondrion. The transcript is spliced from 3 exons. Gene Ontology annotation, biological process: N-terminal protein amino acid modification; peptidyl-methionine modification. NCBI's taxonomy places the organism in Eukaryota, Metazoa, Chordata, Actinopteri, Perciformes, Nototheniidae. Bases 163 to 948 code for a protein of 261 amino acids. The record is from RefSeq and is a predicted model, not a curated record. Gene Ontology annotation, molecular function: peptide deformylase activity.
CCCGGAAGUAGUUAAACCGCGCUGUGAACAUCUCUUUCCCUGCUUUCAUCUUUAGCUCUGAAUAUGUGCUGCUUUUUAGUCAGUAUGGAAGCCUAACACUUUGUAAGCACUGUAUCACCCACCCCCCUUCAUGUGAAACUUCAUCCCAGAUGCAGCCUCUCCAUGAACACCACAUCAUGUGUGUUUCUGCUCCAACUGUCCAGGAGGGGGUUCAGGCUUUGUGCGUCCAAAGCCCCCCGCUGCAGUUCCGGGGCCCCGAGGUUAACAACAAUGACUUCCUCUUGGCGUCCACAUAUGUCCCCCCCCUCUCACGUCUCCUGCAGCCGCUCUCAUUCCAGCAGCAUCAAGGUGCGCCCCUAUCUCCAGUACAUGAAGCGCAAGAUCAUAGCCCCCCCUUGUCCUCCAUACAGUCACGUGUGCCAGGUGGGGGACCCGGUGCUGCGUUCACAUGCAGCGGCUGUGGACCCUGCAGCUGUACCCGGCGCUGAGGUCCAGCAGGUCAUCAGGACUCUGGUGAAGGUGAUGCGGAGACUGGAGUGUGUGGGGCUGAGCGCGCCUCAGAUCGGUGUGCCCCUCCGCAUCCUGGCCCUGGAGUACCCCGAGCAGAUGUUGAAGGACAGUUCCCCCUCAUCCAGGGAGGCCCGGGGUAUCUCCGUCCAGCCGCUGAGGGUCUUUGUCAACCCCACGCUGAAGGUCCUGGAUGGACGCACGGCGCUCUUUCAGGAGGCCUGUGAGAGCCUCUCAGGCUUCUCUGCCACCGUGCCUCGCUACCUGUCUGUGGAAGUCUCCGGUCUGGAUGAGAGAGGGGGGGCGGUGACGUGGCAGGCCAGCGGCUGGCCGGCUCGGAUCCUCCAGCACGAGAUGGACCACCUGGAGGGGGUCCUCUACAUCGACCGCAUGGAAAGCAAGACCUUCAUCAACAUCCACUGGCAGGAACACAACGAGUAGAAGAUCCUCAGGACCCAAACACUGUGGAGCUGAAGACGUGCAGUGAUUUGAUCUGAUUCUCCAUCAUCUGCGCCAUCUUUCAUGUGAACAAUGUCCUGACAUACAGAAUGUGGUACAACUUGGAUUCUGUUUGUGAUUGGAUUAAGAGCUCAAAGUCAAUAUCAAUGACCUUAACCACUGUUUGUGUUGCUAGAAGCUGCCGGACAGAAACAGCAAUGAUCGUGCAGAUUAUCCCUUUAGGAUGAGAGUUAUGUUGUGUGGACCUCAGGUCCAUUUGAUGAAUAAAGAGGCCAAUAUGUUCGGAAUAAAAUGAGUUAAUGUCGGCUCACAUUGCAAUGAAUAAAUAAAACAAUUGGCAAAAAACUGAUAAAAAAAUAACAAAGGAUAUAAACCUUUUUUCUCUAUGACUUCCUUUUGUCUAACUUUAAUAAAAGUAGUUCUACUGGUUUUACAUGAGAAUAGAAACUGGAUGAAUCAACAUGAACUUUAUCAGGUCAGAAAGGGACUGGGGACAUGAGCCGGAACAAGAAGUGCUUCUAAUAGCUGAAGUGGCUUUUCAAAGAUUACUCUUGAUGCGCAGACAUUUAAAGAAUAGAAGUGUCAUUGUGAGUCUGGGGGACAUUUCGAAAUGAUAUUGCAAGUGUAGGUAAAAGGAGUGUGAAACAUCACGCAUAUUUGUGAAAUGGUUCUGUCGUGGCCUUCACUUGGUUUCUAAACUGCCCCCCUCUCAUUUCUCAAACAACCAUGUCAGAAAAUCGCUGUGGUUGUGGAAAGGAGGGCAAUCGGUUUCAGGAGGGUCAAAUGAUUGGCCUGCAUUAAGCAAAUAAAACAACUAAGGAGAUUGCUGAAACUACUCAAAUCAAUCCAUCCAUCUGGUCCACCAUGCCUAUUGUACAAUCCUAUGGGGGCAGUAAUAUGGUCUGGGGCAGCUGCAGUUGGCCAGGUCUAGGUCUAGGUUCAGUUAUGUUAUGUUCCCAAAGAAUGAGGUCAGCUGACUACCUGAAUAUACUGAAUGACCGGGGUUGUUUAUCAAUGUUGGGGAAGGCUGCUCCAGAGCC